UCAGAUAUCUAGUCCAAUAUUUCACUCUUCUGCUAUUAGUUUUCAUUCAGGCCCAGAAUUCAUUUGAAAAUGUAAGAUCAGCAAAAACUUGUUGAUUUUCGUGAUGUUAAAGGAGACGGAUGUGUGAGCGGAAACUAACUGAGGAUGGGGGAGGAUUCACACACAACCAGAUAAAUAUCACAGUUCAGUGUGUUUCAGAUCAAUCUGAGGGUUUUCAGACAUUUUAAGAGUCACUAUCGUGGGCUUUUCAGUGAACCCAUGAAGAAAAUGUUCCUCAAGUUAGUUUUGCUCUGUUUGUGGCGUCUGGAUGGAAUGUUUGGUGAAGUGAAGAAAGUGAAGGAGGGAGAUUCAGUCACUCUAAACUCUUCUCUUACUGAAAUGAAGGAUGAUGAUGUGAUUCAUUGGAAGUUUGAAAACACUUUAAUAGCUGAAAUCAAUGUAACGGCCGACAGAAUCACUGUAUAUGAUGAUGUUCCUGAUGGGAUAUUCAGAGACAGACUGAAGCUGGACAAUCAAACUGGAUCUCUGACCAUCACAAACACCACAACUGAACAUGCUGGACGUUAUAUACUAGAGAUCAACAAUAUGAGUGAUUAUUUCCGUCUCAUUGUCAUUGCGACUGUUAAAUUAUCAUUUAUAGAGGGAGAUUCAGUCACUUUAAACUCUGAUCUUACUGAAAUGAAGGACGAUGAUCGGAUUCUGUGGAGGUUUGGAAAAACUUUAAUAGCUGUAAUCAUUAAACGGGUUGACAGAUUCCCUGUAUAUGAUGAUGUUCUUGAUGGGAGAUUCAGAGACAGACUGAAGCUGGACAAUCAAACUGGAUCUCUGACCAUCACAAACACCACAACUGAACAUGCUGGACGUUAUAUACUAGAGAUCAACAAUAUGAGUGAUUAUUUCCGUCUCAUUGUCAUUGCGACUGUUAAAUUAUCAUUUAUAGAGGGAGAUUCAGUCACUUUAAACUCUGAUCUUACUGAAAUGAAGGACGAUGAUCGGAUUCUGUGGAGGUUUGGAAAAACUUUAAUAGCUGUAAUCAUUAAACGGGUCGACAGAUUCCCUGUAUAUGAUGAUGUUCUUGAUGGGAGAUUCAGAGACAGACUGAAGCUGGACAAUCAAACUGGAUCUCUGACCAUCACAAACAUCACAAUGAAACAUGCUGGAUAUUAUGAACUACAGACCAACAAUAAGAGAGUUCAUUUCUAUCUCGCUGUCAUUGUGUCAGUGACGGAGGGAGAUUCAUUCACUCUAAACCCUGAUCUUACUGAAAUGAAGGAUGAUGAUAUGAUUCAUUGGAGGUUUGGAGACACUUUAAUAGCUGAAAUCAAUAAACGGGACGACAGAUUCACUGUAGAUGAUGAUGUUCUUGAUGGGAGAUUCAGAGACAGACUGAAGCUGGACAAUCAAACUGGAUCUCUGACCAUCACAAACACCACAACUGAACAUGCUGGAGAAUAUGUAUGUGUCCAUUUCAGCAGUUUUUUGGUUAUUCGUCUCAUUGUCUAUGGUGAGUUAAAUAUCAGUUUCACAUGUUUUAUUUAUUACAGCUAGAUCUAAAGAAGUAUCUUAUCAUGACUAAUGAGUUCAAAUGACUAAUUCUCUCACUUUCACAUGAACAGCAGGUUUAUAU
Megalobrama amblycephala (Wuchang bream) is the source of this 1627-nucleotide messenger RNA. RefSeq lists its product as uncharacterized. The transcript has 5 exons. NCBI's taxonomy places the organism in Eukaryota, Metazoa, Chordata, Actinopteri, Cypriniformes, Xenocyprididae. Bases 259 to 1548 code for a protein of 429 amino acids. The record is from RefSeq and is a predicted model, not a curated record.